AUGGAAAGGCCGAAGACACAGAAGGACAUUCAAAGCCUUACCGGACGUGUUACAGCCUUAACACGGUUCAUUUCGAAGGCCACCGAUAGAUGUCCACUGUUCUUCAAAGCCUUGAAAGGAGGCAAGCAGAAUAUCACAUGGACGGCCAAAUGCGACCAGACAUUUCAAGACCUAAAGAACUAA
Messenger RNA from Prunus armeniaca (apricot), 183 nucleotides. The record is from the annotation of a GenBank genome assembly. NCBI's taxonomy places the organism in Eukaryota, Viridiplantae, Streptophyta, Magnoliopsida, Rosales, Rosaceae.